Molecule: messenger RNA, 4720 nt
Organism: Protopterus annectens (West African lungfish)
Lineage: Eukaryota; Metazoa; Chordata; Ceratodontiformes; Protopteridae
Gene: TFAP2D
Product: transcription factor AP-2 delta
Exons: 8
Coding region: 356-1711 (451 amino acids)
Biological process (GO): regulation of transcription by RNA polymerase II; anatomical structure development; regulation of cell population proliferation
Cellular component (GO): nucleus
Molecular function (GO): RNA polymerase II transcription regulatory region sequence-specific DNA binding; DNA-binding transcription factor activity, RNA polymerase II-specific
Source: RefSeq, a predicted model, not a curated record
AUGCAGGAAGAAUCAUCGGUUCCUUAUUAGGAGAAGAUACAAUAUUUAUUCCUUGUCUCCUGGGAUGAAGCUCUUCUAUCUAUUGUCCUCCCCAGUUCUCUACGCUGAUGCUUAAUUUUCAAAACUUCUAUAUUACCAAGGGACCUACGACAUCAGCUAAAGAAAUACCCAGCAAGUACAAAAUCUGAGCCAGGGAGCUGCUUUUGAGCAGAGGGAACAUUUAUUUCAUCCAGGUUUUGAGAGGCUCUAGACACGAAAUUCAUAUUUAGAGGGAAAAUAAUAAAAAACAUUUAAGUUUGGAUUUUUGGAUUCUUCCCACUCAUUAUUAUCGUAGAAGCACUGGUACUGGAACAUCAUGUCCACAACAUUUCCCGGACUCGUCCAUGAUGCAGAGAUACGUCAUGACGGAUCAAACAGUUAUCGUUUGAUGCAGCUUGGAUGUCUAGAGUCUGUGGCCAACUCAACUGUCGCAUAUUCUUCCUCGUCUCCUCUUGCAUACUCUACAACUGGCACCGAAUUCGCUUCCCCUUAUUUUUCCACUAAUCAUCAGUAUACUCCAUUACACCACCAAUCCUUCCAUUACGAGUUCCAACACAGCCACCCGGCUGUCAACCCAGAUGCCUACUCGUUGAAUUCUCUUCACUCGCAGCAAUACUACCAGCAGAUCCAUCAUGGGGAGCCAGCCGACUUUAUUAAUUUGCACAAUGCCCGUGCUCUCAAAUCCUCUUGCUUGGAUGAGCAGAGGAGAGAACUGGGAUGCUUGGAUGCUUACCGAAGGCACGACCUAUCCCUCAUGAGCCACGGUUCCCAGUAUGGGAUGCAUCCAGACCAAAGACUCUUGCCAGGACCAAGCCUGGGACUACCUCCACCGGGAAGCGACGACUUGCAGGGUUCUGUGGAAGCCCAGUGUGGACUGGUAUUAAAUGGUCAAGCAGGUGUAAUACGGAGAGGUGGAACUUGUGUUGUAAACCCUACUGAUCUAUUUUGCUCUGUACCUGGCCGUCUAUCUCUGCUGAGCUCUACAUCAAAAUACAAAGUAACCAUUGCUGAAGUGAAAAGGCGGCUUUCUCCACCAGAAUGCCUUAAUGCUUCAUUGCUUGGAGGUAUAUUAAGAAGAGCAAAGUCUAAAAAUGGUGGGCGCUGUUUGCGAGAAAAAUUGGAUAGAUUAGGAUUAAACCUACCAGCUGGAAGGCGAAAAGCAGCAAACGUUACACUACUAACAUCAUUAGUAGAAGGUGAAGCUCUGCAUUUAGCGAGAGAUUUUGGUUACACAUGUGAAACAGAAUUUCCAGCAAAGGCAGUAGGAGAACAUCUGGCAAGGCAGCAUAUGGAACAAAAAGAACAGACUGGAAGGAAAAAAAUGAUAUUAGCAACAAAGCAAAUAUGUAAAGAAUUUCAAGAUCUUCUGAGUCAAGACAGAUCACCACUUGGGUCAUCCCGACCAACUCCAAUCUUAGAUCUUGAUAUACAAAGACAUUUGACACAUUUCAGCUUAAUUACUCAUGGUUUUGGCACUCCAGCAAUCUGUGCAGCACUUAGCACUUUCCAGACUGUUCUUAGUGAAAUGCUCAACUACUUGGAAAAACACACCACAAACAAGAAUGGAACAACAGGUGAACUCAGCCAGGGCAAUGUUAAUUCAGACAAAGUAACCCUGAGAAAAAAUUCAGAAGUCAGUGUAAAGGACAGCAAGACAGAAAAGUCAGAGUAAGCUCAUCGUCUGGACAAUGGCUACCUUUGUAUUUUACAGGCCACUUUAAUUGCAGCAGACCGACUGCUAUGAAACAGAAGUAUUAUUUUUAGACGGUUAUUAUUUUUUUUAUAGAAAUUCUUCCCUUAUACAGAAUGUAUUUAUUUAUUUAUUAACUCCAGUAAUCUCUUACAUUGUUGUCUGAAAAGGGAAUAGAAUAUGAAGUAUAUGCAGCAGACUGAAAGAUGAAACUUGGUGGGGGUAUUAAUCCAGUGCAUUAGAAAAUUCAAAUCAUGUUACAGAAAUUUUCAUUUUAAGAGAUAAUAUAUACAAUAUUUUUUCAUCUGUACUUAAGUUAAUGACUGUUAGUAGCUUUACCCUUAUAAUGAAUUGAAUUUUCCUUUGGUUCAUUGUAAAUUAUGUAUUUAUGUGUCGCACUAAAAGCAUAGACUUGCACAAGGCCUUACAGCUGAUGUCUACUGUCUCUUACCCAUUAUAUUAUUUAGAUAACAGCAACAUAGAAUUCUCCCAAAAAAAUCACCCAGCAAAAGAAAUUUCAGCUGGUGGUUAAAUGACAAAAUGUGCUACUACUUGAAAGUAUGGGCUUCAGCAAAUGGUCACUAGCAACAAAUGCAAAUAAGCCAUACUAUUUCAUAACAUUUUGAAGUUCUAACCAAUACAUAUACCAAAACUACACUUUUCUGGUGCAAAUAAAUGAAUGGUUAAUUGUGUGGUUUUGAGUUUUUUUUAAGUUUUUUUUUACCACACUGACACACUACAUUUAAAUUUUUCUUGGUGCAAAUAAAUGCAAAACUAUAUGCAGUCAGAAUACUGCACUCAUAUGAUAAAAUAUAUUAGUAAACAAAAAUAUACUUCUAAACACUGGAUAUGAAAAAAGUAGAUUAAAAAUUAAAGAAAACAGUUGUCUGCUUUCAACAUUUGAUACUGCUUGGCAUAACUUCUACACUUGGAAUUCCAGAUUCAGUGUGUAAUUCAUGAAUUUUCCUAAAUGCACAUUUUAUAUUUCAGAAACCAGUUUCAUAUUAUGGUAUAUACUGCAUUAAUUUUAUAACACAAAACUGAAUAACUAAGUAGUACAAGCACUAUUACAUCUGUUAACAGGAAUAAGCAUCAUAAAUUGCUUUUAAUAGCUUCAAAGGUAUUCAUUUAUGGCAGGAAUUGUACUACUUUUUAAGAGUUUCUUUGCCAUUAUGUGUAACGUGAUAUACGUCAGUGAAGAAACUAGGAAAUCAUCAGGUUGAUAAACUCAGAGAUAACAUUCAAUGUGAUAUUUGAUCAUGUUUUGGUUUCAACUGGUCAUCCUUAUGGAUAUGAUUAUUUAUUUGUUUGUAUGUUUAUUUAUUUGUGCAGUAGCCCAAUUGUAGACUGGUGGUCACACCAAGUAUAGAAAAGGAAGGUUAUUGUAUUGUGUUUCUUUGGAUUUAAAGCCAUGGUUUAAAUGAAUAUGUCCCCACAUUCAAAUUACUUCUAUUCUAUCAGCAUGUAGACAGUAAAAUGAAUGAUAUCACAACAGUAAGAGUAUGGUGAGCUUUGGUGAAUUUCCGAUUAAUCAGUACAACUGGUUCUGUUUCAAGUAGAGCUCUUCUUAAUUUUUAUCUAAAUUCUAUCUAGUCAAAAUAGAUCUGUUAGUCUGCAAGAAUCCACUCUUAUCAGGGCUUCCAUAUACUUCCUGGAGUCCCAGUUCUAUGGGCACUCCAUUGCCAAGUUUAACUUUCUGAUGUUGAACUCCUAAUCACUAUUUUUAUAGAAAGUCAUGGUGUUUUUUUGUUUUUGGACUUACAACCCUGCAGAAAUACCUUAACUUGUUCUCAGUGAGUUGAAUCCCAAAUAGUUUAGUUCAACAAGCUGAAUCUUCAUCAAGUCAAAUUUUGAAAUGUCAUUGUUGACGUCUUUUGUCUCAAAGAGCUGAUGACAAAUUGUCAAGUCUUGCAAAAGGAGCAGCCUUUGUCCACAUUUUGUCAAGUUUAUUUUGGCAUGCUGCAAAUCAACAUAUUAUAAAAGCACUUCAGCAUAAACAUUAAAACUGGGUGAGAAGAAAUUAUUAUUACAUAGAAACAAAACUGAGUUUAUGUACCUUGAAUUAUUUCAUUGGUUUAUCAUAUUCUUGCUGAGUAAUGUUUACUGCAUGUUUAUUUACAUUUAUUCCCAAUAUUUUAAAUUCUAAUGCUGGAUGUAUACAAACUAGAACAUGCAAUGGUACUCACUCUAUAAGACUUCUGUAGUUCAUAUUUAUACAAAUCUCUUAGGAGGAAAAUCUAACAUGAUAUACCUUAAUGUAAAACUUAGCAUAUAGAGCAAUAUAACAUAAUACAUUUUACAAUAACCCCUGAAAUAAAUAGCAUAAAGAAAGACAGGUGACAUCACAGUAUGAUAAUGCAUGAUCAUUUAAAUACACUUUUCACGCAGUCUGUGUCUUGAAGGAGGUGAACUCCAAUCAAAUAGGAUCUGCUGCUAUCUAUGUGAAAUGGAAAUACAUGUGAGUAAAGAUAAAUAGUAAAACAGAGCACAACUAUCAUUUCACAAACUGCAUUAAUUUCAUAAAAUGGAGGAGAAACCAACUACAUAUGAGUACAGAUGUUCCUCCAGUUUCAUAUUAAGCUACUAUAUAAUUUUAAGUACUGCUAAACAUGCAUUGAAGGAACUUUAAAUCACAUGUUUCAAAAGUGAAAUGAGAGCUUCCUCACCUAGUUUCUCAUUCUGAAAAUACCAAACUGUAGAUUACCUUUUCCACUGAAGAAGUGCCAUGAAGAUGAAGGGGAAGUACAGAAUAAAAAAAAGAAACUGUACUUACCUGCUCAUUCAAUAUUUUACUUUCUUUUCUAGCAAAUUACAGGAAAUGUAUAUAUAAAACAUGCUAUUAUACAGGCUUAAAUUUGUUCCAGAUUAUAAAUAUGUAAAUCCCGUUUAAACAUAUUACAGAAAGAUUUUUUUGUAUGAUGAAAUAUGUGGUGAUUGUAACUUAUUGUAUGUAAAGACUUGGUCACAAAUAAAAGAAUCUCUUAUUUAUUA